Molecule: messenger RNA, 3874 nt
Organism: Cydia pomonella (codling moth)
Lineage: Eukaryota; Metazoa; Arthropoda; Insecta; Lepidoptera; Tortricidae
Exons: 1
Coding region: 178-2220 (680 amino acids)
Molecular function (GO): nucleic acid binding; zinc ion binding
Source: RefSeq, a predicted model, not a curated record
UUCUGUCAUGUAUGUUGGUAGAUGACAGUUGCGAAUAUACCUUGUUAUGGAAAGCGUGUUUCAUUACCAGCAUUCCAGUAUUUCCCCAAAAUAUUUUACUGGCGACGACGAAUACCAAAAAUCCGUGCGUGCUACGUAUAGUUGUAAUAAUAGCAAACAAAAGAAAGUGCAAAUACGAUGUCGGUCGGCAAGAUAAGUGAAUUUAAAAUCCAUACGGACGAUUGGAGGUUAUACAUUGAGCGGCUCGAACAAUACUUUUUGGUUAAUAAAAUUGUGGACGAUUUAAAGGUUCCCACACUAAUAACAGUUAUGGGAGCCGAAAGUUAUGAACUAUUAGUGAGUUUGUGUACCCCAACGAAACCCAGUGAAAAAACAUUUAAGGACUUAACCGCCAUUAUGGAACGGCACUUACAACCGAAACCGAGUGCAUUAGCCGAGCGAUAUAAAUUCCGCCAUAGGAAGCAGGCUACCAACGAAAGUAUAGCGGAGUAUGUAGCUAUUUUGAAAAGGAUGUCGAAGACAUGUGAGUUUGGACUUUGGUUGGAAGAGAGCCUCAGGGAUCAGCUGGUAUGCGGGUUAAGUAGUGAAAUGAUACGACAGCGGUUAUUCGCAGAAGAAAACUUAGAUUUUGCCAAAGCGUACAGCUUGGCAGUCAGUUUAGCAGCGGCUGAAAAGGAUGCGGCCGUGGUUGAGGGAUCGUGCAAAAAGCAGGCUGAGGUCAAGGUGGCCGAUUGUCAAGCCAUGGCGGGAGCAUGGCAGCGUAACGCAAGCGUCGCGACAGGCGAUAGGGCGCAGGCUAGCAGCGGGCAAUCAGGAGUAAACAGGCAGUUUGGGCAGCGCGCGCAUUUCUCGACACGAGGGCAGCAAACGAACGGGCAGCGUACGGGCGCGGCCGCGAGGCAGCCUGCAGCGGCAGGACAGCGCGGGCAGCGACAAUGCUCAGUUUGUGGGGGCUCCCACCCGGAAGCGCCGGCGCAGUGCAAAUUCGCGCGAUAUGUGUGCAGAGUGUGUAAUCGCGAGGGGCACCUGCGACGUGUUUGCCCUAACGUGACGGGGCAUCAUAGGGUGGAAGCGAUGACAGACAUGGACACUGACGACAGCGACGAGGUAAUUGUAGUUAGCAUGAAUCAUUUAUCAGUGUCUGACUGUAAACCAAUAAUGAUUCCAAUUAAUGUGCACAAUAAAUCUUUAAGUAUGGAAUUAGACACAGGCUGUGCAGUAAGUUGUAUAAGUUUGGAAUUGUAUCAGCGUGAGUUUGCUGAUUUAGAAUUAAAUAAAAGUAAUGUAGUGUUAAGAUAUUAUACUGGUGAACUCGUUAAACCGCUAGGAGUAAUCAAACCAUUAGUUAAUUACCGAGAUCGGAAGUCAUAUUUAAAUUUAUAUGUUAUCAAAGACGGUAUAACGCUUCUUUUAGGUAGACAAUGGAUAGCGGCCUUGAAUAUACUUGACUUACCCGGCUAUGACGAGUAUAUGUUAGGGUAUGUCAAUAGCGAAGAUGAAGGCUUUAAUAUAACGGAAUUUAGUUCCAGAUUCUCUAAGGUGUUUGAAGACGGUUUGGGCCGGUUCACGGGCGGCCAAGUGAGCAUACACCUGCGGCCUGAGGCGCAGCCGGUGUUCCUGCGCGCGCGGCCGCUGGCGUACGCACUGCGCGAGCCGGUAGAGCGCGCGCUGGAGCAGCUGGUGCGUGACGGCGUGCUCACCCCCGUCGACCGCUCCGACUGGGCUACCCCGAUCGUCCCCGUGGUGAAGAAAGAUGGUAAUAUUAGAAUAUGUGCCGACUAUAAGUUGACUAUAAAUAAAGUUCUUGAAGUUGACCGUUAUCCACUGCCUAGGGUAGAAGAUCUGCUAGUGCGCCUCGACGGCGGAGAUCGGUUUAGUAAAAUUGACUUAUCCCAGGCGUAUGCUCAGUUUGAGCUAGAUGAGUCCAAGAAAGUCACAGUAAUAAAUACCCAUAAGGGUCUUUUCAUGUAUAACCGGCUCGUGUACGGAUUGUCGUCCAGCCCGGGUAUUUUUCAGCGCCGGUUAGAACAGCUGUUUGCAGAUUUGCCUCACGUAGGGGUCUUCCUGGACGAUAUUAUUAUUACGGGUACGGAUACUAGGAGCCAUAUCGAGAAUUUGCAUAAAGUCUUUGAUAGAUUACAAUCUUUUGGUUUGCGAGUAAAAAAAAGAAAAGUGCGCGUUCUUUCAAAAAACGGUAAAUUACUUAGGCCAUGUCAUUAGCAAGGACGGAGUACAGACAUGUCCGGACAAGAUUACGGCAAUAAUAAAUACUCCGACUCCUACAAACAUAACCGAGUUAAGGGCAUUCAUAGGCCUCGUUAUGUAUUAUUCGAAAUUUGUGGCAAACGUAAGUACAAUAUUAGCACCUUUAUACAUGUUACUGAGGGCAGGUGUAAGAUUCGAGUGGAAUGAUGAGUGCCAGGUUGCGUUCGACAGGGUUAAGAGUGCAUUAUGCUCUAGUAAAGUGUUAGUGCAUUACUCGGUAUCGCUACCGCUAGUUCUAACUUCAGACGCGAGUAGCGUCGGCGUCGCCGCUGUGAUAUCGCACCUCACGGCGGAGGGCGAGCGGCCCAUUGCUUAUGCGUCGCGGGCGCUCACCACAGCGGAGCGCGCGUACGCACAGAUCGAUCGCGAAGCGUUGGGGAUUAUUUUUGGUAUUAGGAAAUUUCACCAAUACCUAUAUGGGAGAAAGUUUAUUUUAAGAACGGAUCACAAACCGUUGACCCAUAUAUUUGGUAAUAAAGUGGGGAUACCAGUCAUGGCGGCAUCACGAAUACAGCGCUGGGCCGUUCUUCUGUCAGGAUACGACUAUGAAAUCGAGUACGUUGCGUCAGCUAAAAAUUGCGCGGAUGCCUUGUCGCGUUUGCCUCAGACCGGCAGAGAUCACCAGGCGAGUUCGGAGGUAACUUAUGUUAAUUUCGUAGAAGAUUUUUUACCAGUAACCAAUGAAGACGUAAAGAAGACUACAGAAAAAGAUAUUUUGUUGACUAGAAUCAUGUCGUAUGUGCAAUCGGGUUGGCCAACGGGGCAAUUGGAAGAAAAUCUAAAUCCGUUUUAUGUUAGGCGUAACGAAAUGUAUAUAGAUAGGGGCUGCCUGAUGUGGGGAUAUAGAAUGAUAAUACCGUGUGAUUUAAGAGAGAUCAUAUUACAGCAGCUGCAUACUAGUCACAUGGGCAUAGUCAAAACGAAGGCCCUAGCUCGCAGCUACGUGUGGUGGCCGGGUAUUGACGCCGACGUGGAGGCGCUGUGCCGGCGCUGCGACACGUGCGCGGCCGAGGCGCCGGCGCCGGCUCGCGCGCAGCCGUCUCCUUGGCCGUACCCACCACGGGUAUGGAGUAGACUACAUUGUGAUUUUUUGGGACCAUUUAAAAGCAAGGUUUUUUUUGUCUUAGUUGAUGCGGGCUCUAAAUGGAUCGAGAUAUUCGAAAUGUCACGAACAAACGCGUUAUCCGUCAUUAAAGUGCUUCGAGAGACGUUCGCGCGUUUCGGGUUACCGGCGGAAAUCGUUUCUGAUCAAGGGCCACCUUUCACGAGCGUAGAAUUCGGGGAUUUUUUAAAACGUAACGGAAUACGACAGUACUUCUCACCUAUUUAUCAUCAAUCGUCUAAUGGCGCAGCGGAAGCCGCCGUGAAACUUUGUAAACGCGCCCUAAAGAAGGCGUAUCGAGACAAGGUAGAUGUAGAAGCCGCCUUACAAACUUAUUUGAUGGCCUAUAGAAAUAGUGCACAAAGCACGACCGGGGAAAGCCCAGCGAUGCUUUUGAUGAGGCACACUCUUAGGACACGUUUAGAUUUGUUGCGCGGCGAUGGUAUUGUUGAACAACGGGUUCACAAUGCGCAGGAGCGGCAGGUGCGGGCGGCAGGGGGCGCCACG